GUCUGGUCCGGCUGGGAAUUUUUUCCUUCAGUAAAAUGCUUUUUUUUUUUUUCCUUAUAGAAUUCGAAAAAAAUUGCGGAUUUCGGCGAUUUCAAAAGUUAGGUUUAUUUGAUUUAUUCUCCUCAUCGGCUUACCAGUUACAGUUGUGGAGCUCCGAGCCUCGCAACGGUCGAAUCGAUUAGCUGCUGUGAAUUAGGGCUCCUCAGAGAUGGCUAGCCGGCCUACACGGUCGAGGAGACCACCACCAGCUCAGCAACAUGAGCAACAGUCAAGGGCCAAGUGGACUAAUGACCUCACUAAGAUACUUUUAGAUUUGAUGGUUGACCAGGUUCAGAAGGGGAAUAAACAAAACAAAUCUUUUGGGAAGAAAGCAUGGAGGUUUAUGUGUGAUGAAUUUUAUGAGAAAACAGGUCUGAAAUGGGAUAAGGAGCAGUUGAAGAACCGGUAUGCUGUCCUAAGGAGGCAGUAUGUCACUGUAAAGUCUCUUCUUGAUCAAAAUGAUUUCAGUUGGGAUGAAUCCACAGGUGCCAUCAUAGCCAAGGAUGAAGCUUGGGACCAAUACAUUAGGGAACAUCCUGAUGCUGAGACUAUCAGAAGCACUGGCUGCCCAAUCUACAAACAGUUAUGCUCAAUAUUCACAGAACCAGGAAUGAAUGGGAAGUAUGGCAACUCUAAUGAAUACGAGGAUGGGACUCCUUUUAUGGUUCCUUGUCCAGAGCCACUGAACACAUUUCAUGAGGAGUCAUCAUCAGAAUCUGAGGAUGAGGCUGAUGUGGCUGAUGAGCAAGAGAAGUUUCAAUCUACUAUGCUGAGUUCUGGUCAUCGCAAGAGGGGGCGGAAGGGAAUUGAUGAUAUUAUUGCAAAUGCUAUAUUGGAGAUGGCUGCUGCUUCAAAACUGAGGACAGCUGCUAUAGAGCAGUGUAAUGCCAGAUUCUCUAUAGCUACUUGUGUUAAAGCAUUGGAUGAGAUGGAAGGCGUAGAUGAAAGAGUCUAUUUUGCUGCUCUGAAUUUAUUUGACAACCCAAAUGCGAGGGAGACUUUCUUGUCUCUCAAAAUCGACAAGCGCUUGACUUGGUUGUAUGGCAAGUGUACAGCUAGAUCUAGUUCCAUCCAUUGAUAGAGGGAACAAUUCUGUAUUUGGUGAUUAUCCAUUGGGUAAUUGAUGAAGCCAAAUUAGAGUAGAAUUUUUCAGUGUUGCAGGAGUUUUGAAACAUGACCCAAGUAUGUUUGGGUUACAGUAUACUCGAGAGUAGUGCAUAGUGUUCGUAUAUUGUCAUGAGACUAUUUUGGAGUUUUACAUAGAAACCAUUUAUAUUUGUAGGUGAGGGUUGAAAUGCAAAUAAUCAAUUUGCAGUA
Malania oleifera is the source of this 1356-nucleotide messenger RNA. Its product is annotated as L10-interacting MYB domain-containing protein-like. Lineage: Eukaryota; Viridiplantae; Streptophyta; Magnoliopsida; Santalales; Ximeniaceae. Bases 209 to 1117 code for a protein of 302 amino acids. The record is from RefSeq and is a predicted model, not a curated record. The transcript has 3 exons.